Dufourea novaeangliae is the source of this 4439-nucleotide messenger RNA. RefSeq names its product PAX-interacting protein 1 (gene Ptip). Gene Ontology annotation, cellular component: MLL3/4 complex. The record is from RefSeq and is a predicted model, not a curated record. Bases 104 to 4240 code for a protein of 1378 amino acids. NCBI's taxonomy places the organism in Eukaryota, Metazoa, Arthropoda, Insecta, Hymenoptera, Halictidae. The transcript has 9 exons.
CGUCGCGGCUGAGUUGUGUUAUCAAAUAGUUUUGAAGUGCUUUCAGUUUCUUCAACUUUUAUUGUGAUGUGGAAAACGUGAUUUUGCUUACAAUUUGGUAAGGAUGGGCGAUAUAAGGGCCGGCCUCGAGGAAUUAAAACUCGAUGGUGCCCUGUUCGCCGACGUUAAAUACUACGUCAGCGGCGAAGGUGAUCCCAAGAUUUUAAAUUUACUACAAGAAGGUGGUGCAGAAAGAUCAAAUUAUUUUAGUGAUUUUGUUACACAUUUAAUAGCAGGAUAUGAUGCAUUGGAGAAUGAUAUAUCUGCUGCAAAGGAUAUUUAUGAAAUACCAGCAGUUACACAGAAUUGGAUUUUAUAUUCUGUUAAAUGUAACAAACUUCUACCGCCACAUUACUUUUUACCUGAAGAUACACAAUUAUUUUCAAAUAUACGAGCAUGCGUGUCUCAGGUAAGCCGUGCAGAUAGCAAAAGUCUAUGGGCGAUGAUCGCAUUACAAGGUGGUACAUGUCAAUUACGUUUAGACCAGUAUUGUACUCACUUAAUUACUGGAAAGGCUGUUGGUCUCAAAUAUGAAACAGCUACAAGACAUCCUAUUCAAAUUGUAACGCCAGAUUGGGUGACAGAAUGUUGUAGAAAAGGAACUAUUUUAAGUGAAGUGGAAUUUCACCCUAGACUUUUAAUAUAUCCAAAUAGUUCCACAGCUAUGAUUACUGGCUUUAUGGAUGAAGACACUGAAAAUAAUAUUACACAAGAAGAACAAGACCGAACUAAAGUGAUGCUGGAGCAACUUAAACAACGUAUGCCUUGGAAUCAACCAAGUCCACCUGUACCCUCUAAUACAUUGCAUAGUAUCAAUACUGCAAAUGUAACUGCAACAACAAUUCCUUAUGCAACAAAUGGACAAAAUACUGUUAAUGCGCAACAGCCACAUCUUCCACGUCCAAUUCCUACCACAAAUUUGUCCAAUGUUUCUACAAUCAUAACUUCUGUAUCUGAUGAGAACGUUACUCAACCUGGCUGGUUACCACAAUCUUCUCAACAAAAUAAUGUUUCUCAAAUGAAAACUGUGCCACAAAUGCAACAACCAGAAGUAUCUCCACAACAACAACAACAAAUGAAUAUGCAGCAUACAAUAUUACAACAGCAACAAAUGUCGCAACUUACGCAACAUCAACAAUUGCAACAACAGACAUACACUCAGCAACAAAUUUUGAAUCCGCAACAAUCUCCACAAUUAUCAUCACAGCAACAGUUAAUAGGGGCACAACAACCAAUAUUGCCACAACAGCAACAACAAAUAAAUUCACAAUUACCACAACAUCAGUUGUCUUCUCCUCAACAGUUGCUACCACCACAACAAAAACAAUUGAAUCAACAGCAGAUUCUUUCGCAACAACAACUAAAUCAGCAACAACACAUAUCACAACAACAACAACAACAACAACAACAACAAAUCGGUACACAACAGCAGCUGGUUCAACAACAACAAGUGCAAUUAACACCACAACAGCAGCAACAGAUAGUUCUUCAACAGCAGCAGCAGCUUCCUACACAGCAACAAAUAGGAGCACAGCAUCAGUUGAAUCAGCAGCAAGUUGCACAACAGCAACUUGCUUCUGAACAGCGACAAAUUAUAUUAUUACAGCAACAACAACAGCAGCAACAAAAAAUUCAGCAAAUUUCACAGCAGUUACAACAAUCUGCCCCACAAAGUUCGCAGCAAUUCGUCAUAAGGGACGGUCAAUUACAACAACAGCCUCAAAGUCAACAGUUAAUGGGACCGAAUCAGCAAAGUUUUAUUGUACAAAGAGAUACACAAUGGCAACAACAACAGUACCACUUACAAUUACAAAGACAACAGCAGCAACAAAUUGGUCCUCAGAGACCGAGUGGACAGUGGGCUCAACAACCACCACAGCCGCCAAGACAACUUAUUCAAUUGGAUGCUCAGACGCAUCAGCAAUUACAGCAGAUGGAUCCACAACAGAGGGCCCAAUUUAUUCAAAAGAUACAAAAGCAGAAAAAUUUCAUACUGCAGAGGCAAAUGCAAAAUCGUCAAGCUCAACAAGGAGCCCAUAUCGCUGUUAUUAGGAGUCCCGGGAAACCAGUGCAACCAGGUGGCUUGCAGUGGGUUCAGCAGCCACGACCGCAAAUGAUAGGACCACAAAUAGCCCAAACACCUGGUCAAAAGCCAGUACAUCCCGGCGUUCAACCGCCAGCUUUAACGCCUAUCAAUUCUGCUAAUCAAGUGAUCGUGCAAACCGGACAAACCGUGCAGGGUCCGCAAACUGCUCAACCUGGUCAAACGUUCCAACAGGGACAGCCCCUGACACCGCAACAUAUAGCACAAUUACACAUGCAGAAGCAGCAAAUGGUGAGAUUACAGCAGUUACAACACUUGCAACAGCAGCAACAACAGCAGCAACAGCAGCAGCAACAGCAGCAGCAGCAGCAACAACAACAGCCACAGGGAACACAACAGGAUCCACCUCUUACAUCUUUAUCCAAUAACGUUCAAAUACCACCUGACCAACAAUUGGUUGUCAAUGCUAAAACAAAGACUGCUUUGGCAAACAUGCUAACGAACAGAUUGCAAGGUAGCGCAACCGAAGGUAGUGCAGCUGGUCAGCUGCGAUUAAUGACCGCCCAACACAGACCACCACCGCCACCGUCUCAAGAUCCUCAGCUUCUUGCAGCUUACCAGCGGAGGCCUGUUGGCAACAUUACGAAUGGAGCACCACCCGGGGCUCCGAUAAAGAUGCAGUACGCUCCCGCGAUGACUCAGCCAAAAGCUCAGUUCUACGGACACAAUCCAAAUCUAAAACUGCCACCGGAUCUCUUUUUACUAGGCUGUAUCUUUGUUAUCGUUGAAUACGACGUGCAACGUCCGAACGAUGUUUUGAUAUGGAAACAAGUGAUCGAAAGACACGGCGGCGAGGUCGAGCCACAGUAUUGCACCCGGGCGACCCACGUGCUCGCGAUCACGCAGAAACAUCCGACCGUGGUGCAGGCGCUACGCGAAGGAAAACGUUGUGUCAGCGCGCACUGGCUGUCCGACGUUGUCAGUAAACAGCAGGUACUGCCGCCCUGGCACGCGCUACAUUUUCCAACGCCGUUCAGCUUGACGGAGCUUCCGUGUGCAAAACAAAUUGUAUCGUUGUCUGGAUUCGAGGGGGAGGAACGGGCGAAAGUGAAGUAUAUGCUGGAGGCGUUGGGCUCGAAGGUUACCAAUUACUUCACCAGGCAUAACACUCUUCUUGUUUGCAGAAGACCCGACGGUCAAAAAUACAAAAAGGCGCGGGAAUGGCAGACUGGAGUAGUGAAUGCUCAGUGGUUGACGGAUCUACUGUGUGGGCAAAUGAAUGCUAUGCAUCAAAUCGAAAAUCCGAAAUAUCAACAAUACAGUUUCAGCAAUCCGUUUAGAUUGGAUUAUUCGCUAGUGCCUCAUUUAAUGGCUGCAUGGAAGUUGCCCAUAAAUAUCACUCAAGAGUCUUAUGAUAAAGUAAAGCAGGUUGGUCAGGGUCCAAAUUCCGUAAGGAAAUACAAAAAGCCGCGAUUGGACGUCCCGUUAUUAAACAAAGAUCCACACUUGUUGGGCUUGGACGAGCCAAUCGUAGUCAGUAAUCCCGAUCCUCCACCGCCAGAUAAGCAACCGAGAAUAUUAUUUUCUGGUAUUAAUCCUAGGAAGCAUGCAAAGAGAAUUCGGGAGUUAGGUGGUGCGAUGGCUGCCAGUUGGCGGGACGCUACACACCUCGUGAUGUCAGCACCAAUAAGAACUGUAAAAUUGUUGUGUUGUAUGUCACGUUGUAAAUAUAUUGUCACGUUACAGUGGUUACUCGAUUGUUCUGCAAGGAACACAUUCUUAGAUGAAAGUGGAUACAUGCUCGGCGAUCCGGAGUUCGAGAAGAAUUUUAAUUGUAAUAUUGAAAAGGCUUUGGUCAGCCCUAAUCGAGGAACAGUACUUAAGGGGAAAAUUUUUUAUGUGACACCCAGUGUUGUACCAUCGCCCACUGCGAUCGCAGAAAUUAUCGAGAGCGCGGGUGGAACAAUGGAAAAAACGCGGAGAUCCCUCGCGCAGAUCCAAGAAAUGAAUAGUAAUAAAUUAACUUAUAUUAUUGUGACUCAUAAAAACGAUCUUCAUCUUCUUUCUGACAUUUUACGUGCAAAUAUCAGUGUGUUCAGUGCAGAAAUCGUGUUAGGGGCAGUCGCUCGACAAUACUUUGACCCUGAUCAAGUAUGAAUACAGAGGAGUUCACGAUACACUGCAUUUUAACCAUGGAUCUAGGCUCACCGAGUUCUUCGGUGGGUCGUUUUAGAGAUGAAAAAUUUUUGCUUACCUUCUUCAAUGGGACAAUAAAGAACAUAAUUUUAUGAUAUAGGAGGAACUGCUUUCACUGAUACAUUCCAAAACCUCUCCUUCUUACGUUUCUUCUUUUGGA